Molecule: messenger RNA, 951 nt
Organism: Rubroshorea leprosula
Lineage: Eukaryota; Viridiplantae; Streptophyta; Magnoliopsida; Malvales; Dipterocarpaceae
Source: the annotation of a GenBank genome assembly
GGAAAAGGCUUUGCAAAAGAGAAGAAGGGGACACAUCUUAAGGAGGUAAAGAGAACAAUUAUGGCGCCGGUCGGAUUACCUCCUGGCUUUAGGUUCCAUCCGACCGACGAAGAGCUUGUCAAUUACUAUCUCAAGAGGAAGAUCAACGGCCAAGAAAUCGAACUCGACAUCAUUCCUGAGGUUGAUCUCUACAAAUGUGAGCCAUGGGAGCUAGCUGAGAAAUCAUUUUUACCGAGUAGAGAUCCGGAGUGGUACUUUUUCGGGCCACGGGACAGGAAGUAUCCGAAUGGAUUCAGGACAAACAGAGCGACGAGGGCUGGAUAUUGGAAGUCGACGGGGAAAGACAGGAGAGUCACGAGCCAGAAUCGAGCCAUUGGAAUGAAGAAGACAUUGGUUUACUACAGAGGACGUGCGCCACAGGGCAUAAGGACCGACUGGGUAAUGCAUGAAUAUCGCCUCGACGACAAGGAGUGCGAGGACACCACAGGAAUUCAGGACUCUUAUGCAUUGUGUCGGGUGUUCAAGAAAAAUGGAAUUUGUUCAGAAAUGGAAGAGCAAGCGCAAUGUAGUAUAUCAUUAAUCGAGAGUUCCCAAGGUGUGAUCAAUGAAACAGAGACGUUGUCGCCGGAUGUUCCCGUGGCAUCGUCGUCUGGCAUGGAAGAGGAAGAUAAAGAUGAUUCAUGGAUGCAGUUCAUCACCGACGAUCCGUGGUGUUCCUCUAACGCUGCGAUGGGUGGUGAGGAAGAUGUUUCUCAUGUCUCAUUCACAAACUGAAGGGGAAGAGAGUUAUGAUAACAUUAUAUUUGGGCCUGGCGUGGUGAGAAUAACAUAAAAAAUUUGGCUAAUUUUUCUUAUAAAAUAAGACAAAAUACAUUUUGAAAAUGUUUGUAAAAUUUGUUAAUUAUGGAUCAUUAGGGAGAUUAUUACAUCUAAUCAAUUGAUUGGAUAUGU